Linum trigynum is the source of this 5996-nucleotide messenger RNA. Lineage: Eukaryota; Viridiplantae; Streptophyta; Magnoliopsida; Malpighiales; Linaceae. The record is from the annotation of a GenBank genome assembly.
CUAAGCGAUCUGCUGAAGCUGUGGGAUGUAAAAAUGCAUCGGUAGGGGAGCGUUCCGCCUUAGGGGGAAGCAUCCGCGCGAGCGGCGGUGAACGAAGCGGAAGCGAGAAUGUAUGCUUGAGUAACGCAAACAUUGGUGAGAAUCCAAUGCCCCGAAAACCUAAGGGUUCCUCCGCAAGGUUCGUCCACGGAGGGUGAGUCAGGGCCUAAGAUCAGGCCGAAAGGCAUAGUCGAUAGACAACAGGUGAAUAUUCCUGUACUACCCCUUAUUGGUCCCGAGGGACGGAGGAGGCUAGGUUAGUCGAAAGAUGGUUAUCGGUUCAAGGAUGCACGGUGUCCCUGCUUUUUCAGGGUAAGAAGGGGUAGAAAAAAUGCCUCGAGCCAAUGUUCAAGUACCAGGCGCUAUAUGAUUAUUUUUUGUUAAAUCUUUUUGAGUGAGUAGAUAGGUACUAUAAUACUCUCCCGCGCGAGUUGUCCGUCGCGACUUCCUUCAUUCCCAGCAAACGACCUCAAAAAGCUUUUCCUCUGCGUAUUGAAUCCCAAUCACCGAUGAUCCUCUACAAUAUUUGGAAAUCCGUUUUUCAUGUUAGGCAAAAAGCCAGAAACAUGCGACUUUAGGAGAGGAUUAUUUCACUCUUGUGCAGCUUCGAUGCUGUCCUGUCAGAGACUUCUUCAGGAGAGGAUUAUCUCACUCUUGCAGUCAUGUAAGACCAUCAAGCAUCUCCGGCAGGUCCAGUCUCAGGUGACGGCCAAUGGGUUUAGCCGGAGCGAACAUAUUGUCCAGAAAGUUAUCGUGGCGUGCGGGUUGCUGAAGGAAACGGACUGUGCCCGUAAGUUGUUCGAUGAAAUUCCUGUACCAAGCGUCUCUUGCUGGAAUACAAUGUUCAAAUGCCAGUACCUCAAUGCUGAGCACCGGGAGGUUAUUAUUUUGUUCUGUCUGAUGAGGAGUUUUGAUAUAGUGCCAAACGGUUACAGUUUUCCUGUUGUCCUGAAAUCUUGUAUAAAGAUCAACGCUUUGAGAGAAGGUAAAGAGUUGCAUUGCCUUGUGACAAAGAGUGGAUUUGCUUCGAACUCAUUUGUUGGCACUACUUUGGUUGAGCUGUACUCGAAUCGGAAUCUAAUUGAAGCAGCUUACAAGAUUUUCUGUGAGAUGCCGGAAAGGAAUGUGGUUGCUUGGACUGUGAUGAUCAAUGGCUACAUUUCCUGCCAUGACAUCAUUGCUGCAAGGAGGCUCUUUGACCUGGCUCCGGAGCAUGAUGUUGUGAUGUCGAAUACAAUGAUCUUGGGUUACUUCGAAGUAGGAGACAUGAUAAGAGCACGGGAACUUUUCGAUAAGAUGAGUAGAAAGGAUCUCAUGUCCUGGAACACCGUACUCAAUGGGUAUGCAAACAAUGGCGAUGUUGAGGCUUGUGAGGCAUUGUUCGAGAAAAUGCCGGAGAAAAAUAUUUUUUCAUGGAAUGGACUAAUUGGUGGUUAUGCACAUAAUGGGCGUUUCCCUCAAGUGUUGACGACAUUCAAUAGAAUGCUUGCAGAGAACAAAGUCAAACCGAAUGAAGCGACAUUGGUGAUGGUGUUAUCUGCGUGUGCACGAUUAGGUGCUCUAGUUCUAGGCAAGUGGGUGCAUAUUCAAGCCAAGGCUAAUGGAUAUAGUGGAAAUUGUCGUGUUGGGAAUGCUCUUAUUGACAUGUACGCCAAAUCUGGAGCCAUGGAAAGUGCAAUUGAUGUAUUCAGAAGCAUGAAAAGGAAGGAUUUGAUUAGCUGGAACACCAUGAUUUUUGGUUUAGCAACGCAUGGUCAUGGAGCUGAUGCCUUGAAUAUGUUUAGUGAAAUGAAAAAUGCUGGAGAAAAACCAGAUUCAAUCACCUUUAUAGGAAUCCUGUCCGGCUGUGCACAUAUGGGUUUCGUAGAGGAUGGAUUGUCAUAUCUCAAAUCAAUGAUUGAUGAUUACUCAAUAGAACCUCAAAUUGAGCAUUACGGGUGCAUUGUAGAUUUGCUAGCAAGAGCCGGUCUUCUAGCUCAGGCUGUGGAUUUCAUUGUCAAGAUGCCUAAAGAAGCCGAUGCUGUCAUGUGGGCUACUCUGCUUGCGUCUUGUAGGGUAUACAAAAAUGUUGAAUUUGCUGAAUUGGCCCUUGAAAAGCUUGUUGAAUUUGACCCCAAGAACCCAACAAACUACGUGAUGCUAUCAAACGUCUAUGGUGAUAUUGGUAGAUGGAAAGAUUUGGCCAGACUGAAGGUUGCAACAAGAGAUACUGGAUUCAGGAAGUUACCAGGAUGUAGCUUGAUUGAGGUCAAUGAUGUUGUCUCAGAGUUUUAUUCGCUUGACGAGAGACACCCUGACAAAGAGCAGAUCUAUGAGUCCUUAAAGGGAUUGACCAUGCUCUCGAGGCUGUAUGGUAAUAUUCCAGAAGGGGAUACUGAUAUUGACUAGUAUAUGCAGGGAGAAUAGUGGUGAUAUAUUUGAAACAUUGCAAAUAUGUUUUCCAGACUACUGAAGUAAGAAAAGUGUACUAUGUCUUGGGAUCUUCCUAAAUGCGCCAUUUGCUUCCCUCUUACUACGAAAAUGAUUAAAUCAACGAUGACCUGGAUUCUUCCUAAAAAUGAGUACAGCUGUUGCAAGUAUAAAGAGACCAAGCGCUAGAUUAUGUGAUCGAUUGUCAUCAUGAAGUCAAGAAUCAUGUUGGGACAAUUUUGACGAAGUUUUGUUGCAAAGUGGUGGGCCGUAUAGUUUUUAGGACUAGUGGAUUGGGAGAUAAGAAGCCUGAUAAGAGGAUGCAACGUCAUGAGAAGUAUACAACGUGGAAUUACGUCGUCUGAGAGAAAAGGAGCAUGCUAUUGCUAGGGAAAUAUCCCUUUAAGAGUGGCACAAGAAGUGGGGGAGCUGAACAGGGGUGACGGGGUAAGAGGAAACCCAAAGCAGAUCCGAUUUUCAAAGGGGGAUUGGAGAACGAGCAAAUGGUCCGAUUCAAAAGGGGGACUGGAAAAGGAGUAAGUGGUCUGAUUCAAAAGGCGGAAUGGUGAAGCAGAUCUGAUUUUUCUUGGUUCGCAAUAUUAAUUAAUGUUGCUUUGUUAAUUAAAGGUUCACGAACCAAGAGAAUUCAGUGAUGGUACUGUUAAUUGUUGCUGAUGCUUCUGCUGUAGCCUCACCAUAAUCAUGUCCAAGUUUAAAUCCUGCCCCUAGUGAUACUGUGAAUGCUGCAACAACACCUCCUGACAAUCGCCCUCCUGUGACACCUGCUACCAAAAUGAAGAGAAGGAAGAGAAGAACAAUGAAGCUAAGGUAAGACGUUUAGACCCAGUUUACUAAAUUUAAAGAGGGUGAUGACGUGAUUUCUAAGUUUAAUUUGUGUGUUAAGGUUUAAUUUGGUGAUACAACAACCAAUCGAACCAGUGCUUUAAGAUUUCAUAGGCUUUCCUGCAAUGAACAACUAUUUUCUCAGAAAUAGCAGUUGCUGAAUGUGAAACCUGGUCAAGAUGGAUGGAAAACUUGGUAGGAGUUUUAAGAGGAAAUUAGAAAGGUUGUAGUGCGCAUGAUUAUUAUCAAUUAGGAGCCUUUUAGAGUAUUUAGCAGUGAAGGGCUUAGGCAUUUGAUGGCAACUGCAUGUCCUAGGUUUCGGAUACCUUCUAGAACUACUAUUACGUAGGAUUAUUAUAAGUUUAUUUUUAUAUGAAAAAGGAUCUACUGAGACAAUCCCUUAGGAAAUUUGAUGGAAGGGUUUCCUUAACUGCAGACACUUGGACAUCAUUACAAAACAUCCACUACGCGAGUCUUACUGGCCGUUGCAUAAAAUGUUGACUGGAAAUUGAAGAUCUUGAAUGUAUGCACAGUUUCUUCUCAUAAGGGUAAGGAUAUAGGAGAAAGUAUUGAAAUUUGCUUACAUCAUUGGGAUACUGGCGGUGGAUUAUAUCCUUCUGCAAAUGACGUGGCAGUAGAGUAUUUAAGAGAGAAACUUCUAUUUCAUACGGAAAACAUAUAAUCAAUUUAAUUGUUGGUGAUGGUUUGGAGGAGCAUCAUCCUUCAUUAAGAGGAGUUCAAGAGGCUGUCAAGUAACUCAGGUCAUCUCUUUCUAGUUUGGAAAUGUGAUUUUUAUUUAAGGGCCGAUGAUAUAGAGUUGAAUUGUGAAUCAUGACCUAGCUAAUAGUUUUUUAUAUAUAUAAUGGCGAUAUGACCUAGCUAAUAGUUUCUGCUGUAUUAGAAGUUAUAGCAGUUUAUGAUUUGAGGUUAGUAGUUUAUGUUCUGUUAGAAUGCUUAUAUUCAAAGUCGGGGCAAAUGAGUUUUGUUUCACACUAAAUCAUGGCAGCUGAAUCUGUUUGAUGUUGGUUUCCUUUUGACAGUAUUCUGUAUGUUUUUCAUGGCAGUUGGACUCUUCCCUUGUGUGAUAACUUCAGUUGGAUGUACAAUGGAAAUGGUAAUUUUCACAUCCUCGUUUCUAGAGUUUGCGUCUUGAAUGAAUGGUGGUUCUCCUUGGGUCUAACUGUGCCACUUGAUUUUUACUAUGUAGAUGGAAACAUUGCAUCGGAAUGAGUAUUCUUUUGUUCCUUGUCCCCUUCUUUCAUCUGACUUGAGCAACCUUGGUCACCUGUCUUUUCUCGUAAUAUUGUUAUGUUCAAUAUCAAUCCGAAAGCUGAGAUUGAUCCUCGUAGGUUAUGUAGAUGAAUGUAGUUUCAGCCACAUUCUCCGAGUUUCCAGGGAGAGGCGCUGUGCACUGUUUUUGGGCUCUUCUGUUAUGAUGUAUUCUUAUUAUGAAACUAUUUUGCUUCCAGAAUUUGCAGGGUGCACUUGCUUUAGAAGAAACACUUUCUCAAGUAUCCCGAUUGCCGAGUGAAAAAAUAUGUUUUUCAAGUCGAAACUAUUUUUUAUGGAUGUGAGGGACCAUUUCUGCACAUACCAGACCUUGAGUUAAGCAUGUUGAUCGUUGCUCUGGAGUUAAGAACCAAAUAAUUUGAUCAAGGGUGUUAUUUUUAACGAUCCGAUGAUUAACUUGAAGCAAAAUUUAUAUGCUGAAAGUUUACUGGGUUCAUGGCAUCCAAUGAUUUGUUCUUGUGAAACUGUGAUGAUGUUAUUCCUGAACUUGUACACUGUCUUUUCUCCUUACUGCUUCAAUCCAAUGAUCACCGAUUAAAUUUUCUGAAAUGUUGUCAUAAUUUGUUGCUUACUUAUGAAUCCGACCAAGUUUUGUUUUCUCUUCAGUUGAGACAGAAGGCAUUUCGACCACGUCUAUUACAGCAGGACAGAAGUACCUAAGAGCGCGAGAGUAGACCCUGACUUAGUAAGCCGCUCCCUUUCCCAUCACUGAACCUCUUAUUAUUGCUAAGCUUGCGUUUGGCGAGUGAUUUGCUUGUUGGUUCUUGGGUCUGUUAUGAUUUUGGGAUCAAAUCUGUACGUGUGCCAAUGAUAGUCAUCAUGGCUGAGUUGAAAGUAGUUUAUGUGAACUAGAAUAAGGGUUGAAUUUUUUUGGCUGUGCUCUUGCAGUCUCAGUACGCAUAUUAUACACUAGUAUUUGCAUGUCAAACACUCUCUUGUUGUUCCUACAGUACAGUUGGUCCUAGAGUACAGUUUAGCUAAGACUUCUAUGGAGACUGAUUUGGUUCAUGAUGUUCUGAUCUCGGGGAACAUAUGUUUCAGUUCAUGAUUUGUUAAUUAUUUAGGAGCAAAAUUCAGAGUGAAUUCUUUCAUUUCUUUGCUUUAAUGACUAUUUGUGAUGUCUUACCUUUCAGUAUUGUCAAUUUAGUUUAACUGUCUAAGAUUGUAAGUGAAGUUUCUGUUUGAACGUAGCCUUCACAGCAUUUAUGUUAGGCUUGAUAUGUGUCGUUACGAUUUACGAUGGCUUAAUUUGAUCAAGGGUGUUGUAUUUAAAGCUCUAGUGAAAUAACUUUCGGUUGAAUUUAUAUGCUGCAAUUUUACGGGGUUCAUGAGGUUUAGUGAUAUGUUUUAUGUGUAUGGAAAUUGUCACAUAUACUACAUUUCUUCCAACAAAUAAAUAUAUAAGAUCAUGAAGU